GCCUAGGAGUAUCAAGUAGCCUUUCCGCAGCCUCUUGUGUCACCAAUCGAUCCACAGCCUUGAUAAACUUGAGUCUUUGAUUCGUUUAUGCAAGGAUCUAUCCAAACCAUCCAGAGAAGGGUCCUAGGAUCUCAUUAAGUGGUAUCAGAGCACUCUGGAAGGGGAGUUUCGAUUUCUCUUUUGCGAUUUCAUAAGAUCUGUGUUCAUUGUGUUAUAUCAUUGAUCAUUUGGGUUUUGUGUGUUGUUUCUCACUCGAUCUGAUUAGUAUCAUUGAUAGGAUUGAUAGAUCUGAUUGUUUCGUGUCUCAUAUUGCUAGAUCUAAGAAUUUCGAUCAAGUUUUAAACAAAAAAAAACCUUUCACAUUCUUGUCGAUUACGUUAUCGUUUUGCUUGAUCCGAAAGUUUCUUGUGAUUGUGUGACUCGAUCUGUUGUUAGAAUCAUAGAUCAGGAUUUGAUUAUCUCAUCUCAUCAUCCGUUGAAUCUGAUCUGUUUUUGUUUCAAUUUCGAAAGUGAUAAAAUUCAAAUCGUCGCGUGUUGAUCAAGUAUCUUCAUUUGCCGCUUUGUUUGAAUACUUUGCUUCCUUAUUUGAAUCUUGAGUUCUGAAUUCUUUUGAACUACUUACUGGUUCAAGUUCUUCGUGUAUUAGGAAGCAAUGGGUCUGAAGAGGAUGAUGAAACCUUUGUGCGAAGGAAUAAGUUGCUGCAAGAAGCAAUCACCAAACAAGUGAUGGAAGCGAUGGUGAAGUUGCUGGAAGAGAAGUAUGAUCAGAGACCGAAUGAUGGGCAAGGACAAGCAUCUGGCCAGAGACGUGAACAAAGGAGAAACAGACAAGGCCAGCGUGAGCAUGCUGGAUCAGAAGAAACUGAUAACUUCUAUGAGAGAAGUAGCCAUAGCUCCGGUUCGAGACAUAGCAGUAGAAGAUCUCGACAUGAUCAUGAGGGCCGAAGGCAUAGACGCAAUGAGCUAUCAGGAUUGAAGCUUAAGAUCCCUCCUUUCCAUGGUAAAGCUGAUCCAGAUGCCUAUCUUGAGUGGGAGAAGAAGAUCGAACUCGUUUUCAACUGUCAGCAUUACUCAGAGACUAAGAAGAUUCAAGUAGCUGCUACCGAGUUCAAUGAUUAUGCAUUGAGCUGGUGGGAUCAGUUGGUUACAAACAAGAGGCGCAAUGGUGAAUUCCCCAUUGAAACAUGGGCAGAGAUGAAAGCUGUGAUGCGCAAGAGGUUUGUACCAAGUCAUUAUCACCGUGAUCUUCAUCAAAAACUGAGACUGCUCACACAAGGAUCAAAGUCGGUAGAGGAAUACUUUCAAGAGAUGGAGUUGCUUAUGCCAAGAGCUUGUGUAUCUGAGGACAGUGAAGCUACUAUGGCACGUUUUCUUGGUGGACUCAACCGUGAGAUACAAGAUAGAGUGGAGAUGCAACACUACUUGGAGAUAGAGGAGAUGCUACACAAAGCUAUCUUAGUGGAGCAGCAAGUUAAGAGAAGAAGUUAUGCGCGUGGCAGCUAUGGUUCCAGUAGAUACCAGACCUCUAAGGAAGAUAAACCAAGCUAUCAGAAGGAGAGCAAACCACAGCCAAAAGAAGAAUCCAAGUCUAGUAGUAUCUACAACAAAGAUAAGGGUAAAGUGGAAGCUACAAGCUCGCGUGCAAGAGAUGUGAAGUGUUUUAAGUGCCAAGGGCGUGGGCACUAUGCUAAUGAGUGUACUAACAAGAGAGUUAUGAUUCUUCUGGAGAAUGGAGAGUUUGAAUCUGAAGAUGAGAAACUCAGGACUGAUCAAGAACUAUCUGAAGCUGAGUAUGAGGAGGAACCAGUUCAAGGUAGACUUUUGGUUGCAAGAAGAACUCUCAGUUUGCAAAACAAAACUGAGGAGCAAGAACAAAGAGAGAACUUCGAGACAAUGGUGAAGAAGCUUGGUUUGAAAGCUCAAAAGCAUCCUAAACCUUACCGGCUGCAGUGGCUUAAUGAAGAGGGAGAGAUGAGGGUAUCUACUCAGGUUUCUAUACCCUUGUCCAUUGGGAGGUAUGAAGAUGACAUUCUCUGUGAUGUGAUACCCAUGGAAGCCAGCCACAUACUACUGGGAAGGCCUUGGCAGUUUGAUAGGCGUGUCAUUCAUGAUGGCUUCACCAACAAACAUUCUUUUGAGUUCAACGGCAAGCGAACUGUCUUGGUACCUCUAACUCCUAAAGAAGUGCAUGAAGAUCAGCUUCAGCUUCAGAAAAAGAAAGAGAUUGAUCUCAAACCAGAUAAGCAACACAACUUCUAUGCUAAAGCUAGUGAAAUCAAAAGAUCUCUUUAUUCUCAUCAAUCGGUUCUCUUAUUUAUUUUUAAAGAAUCUCUUUUAUCUCUAACUGAUUGUACACCGGUGUAUCCGAGUGAGAUGUCAGCUCUUUUACAGGAAUACCAGGAUGUAUUUCCAGAAGAUAAUCCCAUAGGUUUGCCACCUAUUCGAGGAAUUGAGCAUCAGAUUGAUUUUGUACCAGGAGCUACUCUUCCCAACAGACCAGCAUACAGAACUAAUCCUGUGGAAACUAAGGAGCUACAAAGACAGGUUGAGGAACUGAUGGAGAAAGGCCAUAUCCGUGAGAGUAUGAGCCCCUGUGCUGUGCCUGUGCUCCUUGUGCCUAAGAAAGAUGGGAGCUGGCGCAUGUGUGUUGAUUGUAGAGCAAUCAACAACAUAACAGUGAAGUAUCGCCACCCUAUUCCUAGAUUAGAUGAUAUGCUUGAUGAAUUGCAUGGUUCUAGUGUCUUUUCUAAGAUAGAUUUGAAGAGUGGAUAUCAUCAAAUUAGAAUGAAAGAGGGAGAUGAGUGGAAAACAGCCUUUAAGACUAAGCAUGGGUUGUAUGAGUGGUUAGUCAUGCCUUUUGGAUUAACCAAUGCUCCUAGUACUUUUAUGAGAUUGAUGAACCAUGUGCUUAGAUCCUUCAUAGGCUUAUUUGUGGUAGUAUACUUUGAUGAUAUCCUUGUCUACUCUAAGAGUUUAGAAGAGCAUAUAAAACAUCUUAGGACUGUUCUUGAUGUCUUGAGAAAAGAAAAGCUAUUUGCUAAUCUUAAGAAAUGUACUUUUUGUACGGAUAACUUGGUCUUUUUAGGCUUUGUUGUGAGUGCAGAUGGAGUAAAGGUAGAUCAGGAGAAGGUGAGAGCAAUUCAAGAAUGGCCAAUUCCAAAGACUAUAAGUGAAAAAGAAGUCGGAUUCAAGUGGGGAGAAGCACAAGAGACUGCCUUCCAAUGCCUUAAAGAGAAGCUUACUCACUCCCCUCUUCUUAUACUUCCUGACUUUCAUAAAACUUUUGAAAUAGAAUGUGAUGCCUCAGGAAUUGGUAUUGGUGCUGUAUUGAUGCAGGAGAAGAGACCCAUUGCAUACUUCAGUGAGAAGCUUGGAGGCGCCACCCUCAACUAUGCAACUUAUGAUAAAGAGCUGUAUGCCUUGGUGAGAGCCUUGCAGACUUGGCAGCACUAUCUCUGGCCUAAAGAAUUCGUCAUACAUACAGAUCAUGAAUCUCUCAAAUACCUCAAAGGACAGAACAAACUCAGCAAGAGACACGCAAGGUGGGUUGAGUUCAUUGAGACAUUUCCUUAUGUCAUCAAGUAUAAACAAGACUUGUUUGUUAGGGAAUCUCAUGGAGGAAGUCUCAUGGGGCAUUCUACUUCUAAGUUUUCUCCUUUUGAGAUUGUUUAUGGGUUCAAUCCCAACUCUCCUUUGGAUUUAAUUCCUUUACCUGAGUGUGAAAGGGUCAGCGUUGAUGGCAAAAAGAAGGCAGAGAUGGUGAAACAACUCCACGAGCAGGCUAGGCUCAACAUUGAGGCAACAACCAAACAGUAUGUUAAGCAUGCUAACAAAGGAAGGCGUGAGAUGGUCUUUGAAGUGGGUGAUCAGGUCUGGAUUCACCUAAGGAAAGAGAGGUUUCCCAAUGAAAGGAAGUCCAAGCUGAUGCCGCGGAUUGAUGGACCUUUUGAGGUCAUAAGGAAGAUCAGCAACAAUGCCUACAAACUGGAUUUGCAAGAUGAGCCAGAUUUGAGGACAAAUCCUUUUCAAGUGGGAGGGGAUGAUAUGAUCAUGGAUCAGCUAGUUGAUAAAGAUGAAGAAGGAGAGACUGAAGAUACACUAGCUGAAGAGGAAGCUGUCCUAGCCAUUCCCACAGGUCCUAUAACUCGUGCAAUGACAAGGAGACUCAAGGAAGCUGUUGGAAACAUACUGAAGAUCUCUAAGGAGCAA
Messenger RNA from Brassica rapa (field mustard), 4209 nucleotides. RefSeq lists its product as uncharacterized. NCBI's taxonomy places the organism in Eukaryota, Viridiplantae, Streptophyta, Magnoliopsida, Brassicales, Brassicaceae. The record is from RefSeq and is a predicted model, not a curated record. Gene Ontology annotation, molecular function: zinc ion binding; nucleic acid binding.